GGAUAUUUGAAUGAACGCACGUCACAAUAUCAGCUUUUGUUACUCCAACCUAAUUAUCCACUGAUGGUUUUAAUUCAGUAUAUUCUAUUACGUCGGGAUUUGUCAGGUGUUUCCAAUUGGCCCCUAGGUGCAUUAAUUGCACAAGGUUGUCAUGCAGCGACAGCAGCAAUUUAUACAUACUCUACACACGCUGACACAAUUUCGUACUUAAAGCAGUUGGACAGAAUGCAUAAAGUUGUUCUAGGCGUCGAUAAUGCGGAACAACUAGAAAGUUUUGCCAGCAAACUUAAAGAUGCGGAUAUUGAUUAUUAUUUGUGGGUUGAACAACCAGAGAAUAUCAGUACUGCAUUGGCUACGCGACCAUAUGAGAAGUCUAAAAUCCAACCACAUUUCAAAGAAUUAAAAUUGUUAUCAUAAGUCCUAAUAUUUAAAAUUUCUCAUACUUAUACUCAUGGUGGUAUUCUGAAACAAUUGUUGUUCAUAUGAUGAAUAUAUUCUCUGUAGUACGA
Molecule: messenger RNA, 509 nt
Organism: Heterobilharzia americana
Lineage: Eukaryota; Metazoa; Platyhelminthes; Trematoda; Strigeidida; Schistosomatidae
Source: the annotation of a GenBank genome assembly